ACUUUUUCAGAACGAAACCGACACAAAUGCAAUAUUAAUUAAAAAGUGCAAUAAGGAGGAGUCUGCGCUAGCUGUGUGACCUUUAAAAUGUCGCUGCGAAUUGUGAAAUAUCGUAAAACAUCUGAAGGCCUUGUGCCGAUGACGCCGCCUGUGGUCUUUAGGCCGAAAGUGCAAGUGCAGCCACAACAAAUUAUUAAGAAGCUAACAGGAACAAGCAUUGCGAUUGGCAAGAUACCAGAGGGGGUCAUCAUCAAACCGAGCAUGAAACGAGCCUCCAGCAUCACAACUCCCAAUGCAGCUCCUUUGUUGAAGACUCCAAAAUACGUGCUGCAGUCCAGCAGCUAUGGUACCACAUCAACCUCAUUACCUUGGCAGGCGUCGGCGCCAGUGGUUGGCGUUAGAAAGGAAUCGCUGGGCGAAGCAAUCAGUUCCCUGCCACCCAAUACGAUUAUCAAAGCAACCACAAGACAUCCAUUGGCCACGAGUAACAAUUCACUGCCAGGCUAUGUCAGUGCUCCCAGUACAGCUGCUUCUGCUUCUGCUCCAGCUGCAGCGCCUGCAGUGGCCUCCGCCGUGCGUCAAGCGGUGUUCCUUAAACGUGACAUGCCACAACGCACGAUGCGUAGUAUGACGUUGAGCUCCAUUGACAUGGCUUCCUCACUGCAUCUGGGCGUAUCUGACAUGCAUUUGCCUCUGUUUAAAAGGCACAUUUGUAAAUAUGCAAACUUAACCCAUCUGGACUGCUGUAUAACCCUGAGAAAACUGCGUCUGAAUGAACCCUUCACGCUCCUCGCUGAGUUCUUUGAGCUGAGUGAGUCCGAGGUGAAGCAGACCUUCAAACGCACCAUUGUCAAGCUUGCCCGCUGUCUGCGUCCGCUCAUAUGCUGGCCAGAUGCUAAGCAUUACUCGGAACGCUUAAAGCACAUGCCGUUGGCCUACAGGUCUAAUCUGCUGCAUGUGCGAUCUCUGAUUGAGUGUGUAGAGACGGAGGUGAGUGCGACACUCAAUUUUGGUUGCUCCAGCUACAAGUUUAUACUCUGCCUCAAUACAAAUGGCAUCAUAAGCUAUGUGUCGGAUGCCUUUCGUGGUGAUUGCGAUGACCUGCAGCUGUUUGAAGCGAGUAAUUUUAAGGACAUCAUACCCAAGUACCUGACACUAUGCGCGGAGCCAGGGAAAGCAGUUAAACGAACGCGUAGCUCAUACAAAACCAAUGAGGACGACAGCCCAACGGACGAGGAAUGUGAUCCGCAGGAUGAGUCCAAACCAGUGCUAAGCAAAUACGACGAACAAAGGUUGGCUGGACAAAUGGCCAACAUGCAAUCGUUGUGCGUGACGGAUGGAGCUCUGACCUCGACACGUGCAACAAACCUCCAACUGCCCACGUUGCGAGUCAACGAGCCCGCCUGUCGGACACAAAUGCGGCAUAUGGUUGACACACUGAGACAGUUCAAAAUGCUAGAACACUGCUCUUUGCGGCAGACAUCGCUGUUGGGCUACCUCAAUGAGAUGCUGAUUGUGGCUGCUGCACUGUGUAAUCUGCAGCAGCAAUAGCAUCCCAUAAUUAUGUUUAAAUUAUAAAUAACACCUGUUUUAAGGUUGUACCACUUGCUGUUUAUGUAACAUGUUACCAUUACAAUUUAAAUUUUGAUACUAAAACUGAUUUCUUUCUGCCAACUUUUGCAAUUACGUUCAUGAAAAAGCCCUAUUAGGUUUUAAGUUGCCAUAACGUGUUGUUUUGUAUGCGUUGCAACAGGUUGCUGCCGUUUCAAUUGCAAUUUGACUUUGUUGGCAUUUAACAAUUAUGUUUUGCUAAUAUUUACAUUUGUAUGCGGUACCAUGCCUGCCAUCCUAUUGUCUCAUAUACAAAUAUACUAUCAAUUCAAUGGCAAACUGACAAACUGAUGUCGCCUGUUGCAACCUUAACUGAGAACUUUAUUUAUGUCUAUUUACGCAACUGUUCUAUUUUUGCGGCUCUCUGUUGUUUUUGAACUGCGAUCAAAGUAUAAAACGAUUUCUCCCAUCUAGUGUGGAUAGAAAGAAGAA
Drosophila innubila is the source of this 2043-nucleotide messenger RNA. RefSeq lists its product as uncharacterized. The transcript is spliced from 4 exons. Bases 88 to 1551 code for a protein of 487 amino acids. Lineage: Eukaryota; Metazoa; Arthropoda; Insecta; Diptera; Drosophilidae. The record is from RefSeq and is a predicted model, not a curated record.